AUGAAGCUCACCUUGUUUCUCGAAGUAUACGUAUUUAGCGUUGCCGCACACGGCUGGCAACUCCCUCCUAAAGGCCAUGAAUGGCAUCCACCUGUGACCGGAGACAGCCGCUCGCCCUGCCCCGGUCUCAACGUAAUGGCAAACCACGGCUUCCUUCCCCGUUCAGGCAAAAACAUCGACCUCGCUGCAGUCCGAGACGGUGUCAGCCAAGCCUACAACUUCGCUCCCACCACAUUCGACAGCGCCUUUGAGCAAGCUAUAGAUCUGGGAGUCUCUACCACCGGUAACGCAUCGACUUUUCACCUUGAGGAUCUCAAGAAGCAUGAUGCCGUCGAGUUCGAUGGGUCAUUGUCACGCAACGACGCAUACUUUGGAGACGAUAAUAGCUUCAACCAUGCCAUUUGGUGGACUACAGCACUCAGACUUGGUUUGUAUGAUUAUGGGCUUUUUGGAAAUAAUACACAUGUCAAUGUUGAGACGGCUGCUAGAGCACGUGCUGCUCGCGUGCGAGAUGCAAAGGCGGUUAAUCCGAAGUUCAAUGCGUCCGCCAACGAAUUGACCGGUAGUCCCGGUACAACAGCUCUAUAUCUGGCUACUUUGUGGGAUGAUGCGGCAGAUGCAGCACCAAAGGCAUGGAUCAGAGCUUUCUUCGAGAACGAGCGCAUCCCGUAUCUCGAGGGAUACCAACCCCCUACGGUAGCGAGGGACGGUUCUACUAUCGGUGAGCUGUUUGCGAGAGUUACUGCGGUCAAUGAUAAUGAACCAUACUCACCACCAUACUAUCCCUCGCCCUGGGGAGACGGCGAAGGCGAAUGGGCAGACGCAUAUGAGAAGGCGAGAGAGUUCGUGAGCCAGCUUACUCUUCCCGAGAAAGUGAAUCUGACGACGGGUACUGGGUGGAUGCAAGGCUCUUGCGUCGGCGAAACAGGUUCAAUCCCACGACUUGGAUUUCGAGGACUCUGUCUCCAAGAUGGGCCUAUGGGCAUACGAUUCAGUGACUACAAUUCUGCCUUCCCCGCCGGUGUCAACGUAGCCGCAACCUGGGACCGCUCCCUGGCGUAUCUCCGCGGCCUCGCCAUGGGCAAAGAAUUCAACUCCAAAGGCGUCGACAUCCAACUCGGCCCAGUUUCAGGCCCCUUGGGCAGAACACCUGAAGGAGGCCGGAAUUGGGAAGGAUUCAGUCCCGACCCGGUGAAUACGGGCGUAAUGAUGGCCGAGACAAUAAAGGGUAUACAAGAAGCGGGCGUAAUUGCAUGCGCGAAACAUUAUAUACUUAAUGAGCAGGAGCAUUUCAGGUUGGUAGGGGAGGCGAAGGGGUAUGGUUAUAAUAUUACUGCGAGUGCGAGUAGUAAUGUGGAUGAUAGGACGAUGCAUGAGUUGUAUUUAUGGCCAUUCGCAGACGCAGUACGCGCCGGGGUUGGAUCAAUCAUGUGCUCUUACAAUCAGGUCAACAACAGCUACGCAUGCGCAAAUAGCUACACAUUGAACAGGCUUCUCAAAGGCGAGCUCGAUUUCCAGGGCUUUGUCAUGAGUGAUUGGGGCGCUCAUACAUCGGGCGUAAGUAGUACUCUUGCCGGCCUCGACAUGUCCAUGCCCGGUGACACCUCGUUCGACUCUGGUGACUCGUACUGGGGCGCAAACUUGACCAUUUCAGUCGUCAACGGCACUGUUCCUACGUAUCGGAUUGAUGAUAUGGCAGUUCGCAUAAUGGCUGCAUACUACAAAGUCGGCAGGGACAAAUUUCAGGUUCCUAUCAACUUCAAUUCAUGGACUCGUGAUGAGUACGGACCGAUAUAUGCUGCUGCAGGACCGGAGUACGGGGUUGGUAAAGUCAAUGAGCGAGUCGAUGUACGCGGUAACCAUGCCUCAUUGAUUCGCAAGAUCGGAGCGGCGAGUGUAGUUCUUCUCAAAAACACAGACAGCGUCCUUCCACUCAGUGGCAAAGAGAAAUUCACCGCGAUCUUCGGCUCGGACGCCCGCGCUGAUCCAGUAGGUAUCAACGGCUGUGCUGAUCAUGGCUGCGACAACGGCACCCUUGCCAUAGGUUGGGGAAGCGGUACAAGCAAUUUCCCCUACAUCGUGACACCGGAAGACGCCAUCAAGCAAGAAAUCCUAAGCAAAGGGGUUGGCAUCGUCGAUUCCGUGGCCGAUGACUGGGCAUACGACAAGAUCCAAGUCCUUGCCUCUCAAGCCGAUGUGGCCCUUGUGUUCGUCAACUCUGACUCAGGCGAAAACUUCAUCGUCGUUGACGGCAAUGAAGGUGAUCGCAACAACCUGACCCUUUGGCGAGACGGUGACAAACUCAUCGAAACGGUUGCUUCUCAAAAUAACAACACCGUCGUCGUGAUUCACAGCGGCGGGCCCGUUCUUGUGGGCGAUUGGUACAAUAAUUCAAAUGUGACCGCGAUCCUCUGGGCAGGUAUGCCUGGUCAAGAAAGCGGAAAUUCUAUCGCAGACGUCUUGUAUGGCUAUGUCAACCCAGGCGGCAAAAGUCCCUUUACAUGGGGCACAGCACGCGAGGAUUACAGUACAGAUGUCCUGUAUACACCCAACAACGGAGUCAACGCUCCACAGAUCGAUUUCACAGAGGGACUCUUUAUUGAUUAUCGUGGCUUUGAUAGAGCCAAUGUCACGCCCAUUUAUGAGUUUGGGUUUGGUUUGAGUUAUACGACAUUCGAAUACCAAAAUAUCAGAAUCAGGCCCCUUCAAAACGCAGCCCCUUAUACGCCCACGACUGGCUUCACGGCACCUGCACCAGUAGCCUCAAAUUUCAGCACGGAUUGGUCUGACUACCUCUUCCCCCGUUUCAUUCGCAGAGUCCCGUUGUUUCUAUAUCCAUGGCUGAACACGACAGACCCAGCUGCAUCAUCCGGUGAUCCAGACUACGGCCUCCAGGCCAAUGAAUAUCUACCCGAGAACGCGACAUCUGCCUCUCCGCAGCCUUUGCUUGCAGCUGGAGGCGCGCCAGGCGGAAAUCCAGGGUUGUACGAGGAGGUCGCCAUCGUGACUGCUGAUAUUACCAACACCGGGUCUGUGGCGGGKGAUGAAGUUCCUCAACUUUAUAUAUCACACGGCGGCCCCGAUGAUCCUCCCGUCGUCCUUCGAGGCUUUGAUCGCAUCUCGCUCCGACCACAGGAAACGAAAGAAUUCAGCGUCGUACUGACGCGCCGCGACAUCUCGAACUGGGAUGUUGUUUUACAAGACUGGGUUGUGACGCGGUAUCCUAAGACGGUUUAUGUGGGCAGUUCGUCGAGGGAGUUGUUGUUGGAGGCGGGGKUGCCUGAUUUAUUUUAA
Molecule: messenger RNA, 3294 nt
Organism: Talaromyces amestolkiae
Lineage: Eukaryota; Fungi; Ascomycota; Eurotiomycetes; Eurotiales; Trichocomaceae
Exons: 8
Coding region: 1-3294 (1097 amino acids)
Biological process (GO): glucan catabolic process
Molecular function (GO): beta-glucosidase activity; peroxidase activity
Source: RefSeq, a predicted model, not a curated record